Messenger RNA from Pantherophis guttatus, 1981 nucleotides. It is a transcript of the gene MUL1, whose product is annotated as mitochondrial E3 ubiquitin protein ligase 1. Lineage: Eukaryota; Metazoa; Chordata; Lepidosauria; Squamata; Colubridae. The record is from RefSeq and is a predicted model, not a curated record. Gene Ontology annotation, molecular function: ubiquitin-protein transferase activity. Gene Ontology annotation, biological process: organelle organization; protein ubiquitination. Gene Ontology annotation, cellular component: mitochondrion.
GUCCGCCUGCGGAAUUCCCUGCCACAGGAGCGGGCCAGUUCCCUCCCGGGCACCCCCAAAACCCUCUCUCCCUCCUGUUUUCCCCACAACAACAACCCUGUGAGGUGGGCUCGACAGAGAAUGAGGGGACUGAGCCAAAGACACCCAGCUCGCGAUAGUUGUGGGGUUGCUUGUGUGUUGUGAUUGUACCCUGGCUACUGACUAAGGAAGAUAAGACAAUCACAAUUGUUAAGGAAGCCACCCUCGAGCGAUAACCAUGGACUCCGCCGGUCACCCUUCGACGGGUGAAAUUAUCCUCCUGGCAACCAGUUCGGCCGUCACCGCCAUCCUCUAUGCCGUUUACAGGCACAAGUCAAAAGUUGCAGACAGUCUGAAGAGUGCUAAAAAAGUCACUCUGGAUCAGGAUUUAAAGAACCUGCUGAUUGAAGCCCCGGGAAAAUGCGUCCCCUAUGCAGUGAUAGAAGGUGUGGUGCGCUCCGUCAAGGAAAGCCUCAACAGCCAGUUUGUGGAGAGUUGCAAGGGGGUGGUCCAGAGGCUGACCCUUCAGGAGCACAAGAUGGUGUGGAACCGGACCACCCACUUCUGGAACAAUUAUGAAAAGAUCAUCCACCAGAGAACAAAUACAGUCCCUUUCGAUCUGGUGGCCCCGGGGAGCGAGGACCCCCCCGUGGCCGUGAGGGUCCUGAAGCCCCUCAGUGCUGCGGAACUGAGCCUGGAGACCGUCUACGAGAGAUUCCACCCCUCGGUGCAGUCCUUGACUGACGCCAUCGGCCACUACAUCAGCGGAGAGCGGCCCAAGGGCAUCAAGGAGACUGAAGAGAUGCUGACUGUCGGGGCAGCCCUCACUGGGGUCGGCGAGCUCGUCCUGGACAGCAGCACCAUCAAGCUGCAGCCCCCCAAGCAGGGCCUGCGCUACUGCCUGAGCAGCCUGGGGUUCAAGACGCUGCUUGAGCGGCAGGAGUCGAGCGUCCGGUUCUGGAAGGUCCUGACGACCCUCUGCGGGCUGGCCAGCUGCGCUCUCCUCAUCUUCGUCCUGCACAAACAGUACCGGCGUCAGCGGGAGAAGCGGCGGCUGCGUCAGAUGCUGGAGGGCAUCGCCGCCGGAGGGGACGCCACCAACACCUGCGUGGUCUGCCUGGGCAACAGCCGGGCCUGCGUUUUCCUCGAGUGCGGGCACGUGUGCUCCUGCCUCAAAUGUUACGAGGCCCUGCCCAGGCCCCCCCGCUGCCCCAUCUGCAGGCAGCUGAUCGCCAGGGUGGUGCCUUUGUACAACAGCUGAGGGGCGAUGCCUCCUCCCCCCUCAGGCUACUCUAGGAACUGGUUUGAACAUUGCUGCGUAAAAUGGGGAGCGGGUUUCGUGGGUGGGUGGGUGGGCUUAGCAGUAGCUCUUUGCGCAGAUCGACAGAGCCAAGCGAUGUUGCUCCCACACUUCAUCUGGAAUUGAACUGCCUGCUGUGGCUUUGGUAAAAAUGCCAAAACGAAGGUUCUUCUUCUCUCUUUGUGUGUGUGAAUAAAUCGCCUUUAGAUGUUGCUUCUUGGAGAACUCCCAGGAUCAUGUUUCUGGAGCCGUGUGGGGUUCACACACCUUUUUGAUUCAUUAGCGCUUUGUGUGUUUCGCCCUGAAUGUUAUUUUUUAGUCCCAUUUCCCUGCCUUCUCAGGUCCCAGAAUAAAACGAGGUUGCCUUGCCUUUGCUUCAGGGGCAACUUUGGCUAUUUUUGCCUCCAAAGGAUCUUAUAAAGAGAUGGAGGGGGGGAAAUGUAUUUAAGGAGGAGAGAAAACCAUGGCUGUGUUGGAAAUUACUGGAUAGCCGAGCAAAGCCUCCUUGGAGUUUCAAACCCGGAACCGAGCCUCCUUCAAACAGCCUACACACCCUAACUUGGAUAGCUCAAGCACGCAAUCACGCUCAGAGGGGUGUCCACGCAGAAUGGGUAUCCUGAGAGUCAGAAAAGAAGGAAAAUAAAAUUGAUUAAAUGCUGUGAA